AUGAAGUGCUUAGAGGCUGAGAUUAAAAUUUCUCUAAUUCUCAGUCAGGCCAAAUCACAAAUAGAUAAACCCAUUGAUGAUGAUGAUGAUGAGAAUAAUAGAUUGGAAUGUCUAAUUGAAUUAAAUACCCUAUCACAGCCACAGGAAAUGGAAAUCAAUCUCAUAUCGUCAUUUAUUAAUGCCCCGGAAAUAUUGAGCAUUGACAAUGAUGAUGAGAGGGGUGAUCUCAAUUUUGCAUCAAACACCAGUAGUGGUAGUUUAAUUGAAUUUAAUGAUCAAUUUGCCUAUGACUCAAAUAAUAUAAUUGAUUGCGAUAAUAUUGAUAAAUUAAAUUCAGACAUCCAUUUACCUGAUCCAUUUGCCAAUUUCGACUUAAUUAAGAAUGAUUCCAUCAAUAUCUAUCCCAAAUGUCGCAUUUUACUUGAUCAUAUUCCCCUCGAGAUACCAUUGGAGGGGCCAGAGGCACAAGUAGUCAAUUGGAUCAAGUGUAGCAGAUGUGGAGAGGAAUUGAACAACAUGAAUUAUACACCAGCUGAUGGGGAAGAUUAUGAGAUGAUUUGUAAUGUCUGCAGAGGAAAUUAUCAACAAAAUCCCAAUGAAAAUCCUCUUAUUGUUCUCAAUAGUGUUGAGAACGUGGAGAAUUAUGAUCCUCAAGAACAGCCUAAUGAGAAAAUAGAUAAUUUGUCAGAAAACAAUGCAAAAACUGAGGAAAAUACUGUACAGAUCUCAAAGAAAAUCAAAAAGAAAAUGAGAAAAUCCCAAUCUCCAGACAGGAAGUACGACAAUUCGUAUGAAAAAUGCGAAAUCUGUGGUAUUUACAUAAAAACCAUCAAUAUUUGCAGACAUUUAGAACUCCAUGAGAACAAAGCAUCUAACAAAAAGUAUCCUUGCCACAUUUGUGGUAAAACUUUUGCAAUAAAAUACUAUGCAAACGAUCAUGUAAAACGUGUUCACAGAAAAAGUCAAAAUGACGAAAGUCCUCCAGAAAUUUAUCCAAAUAAAAAAGUAAAGUGUCACAUUUGCCAGAAAGAAGUGCAAAAAUACUUCUGGAAGCGUCAUAUGAUCAGUCAUAAAACCAAAUACCCAGAAAAUCUGCCCUUUAUCUGUGCACUAUGCAAUCGAUCUUUCAUCUCACGUGAAACCAUCAGAGCUCACAUGAUUACAGUUCAUCUGAAGAAGAAACGCUACGAUUGCAAUAUAUGUGGCGAAAAGUUUAUUCACAGCCUCACAAGAUAUCGCCAUAUCAAUAAAUUCCAUCUAAAAAGACCCGUGGCCAAUUGUUCUCUCUGCUCGGCGUCAUUUUACCACAAAACCUCCCUGGUAGCUCAUCGACGAAAAUUCCAUCCUCCCUCCGUGACUCUCAAGUGUGAGGAAUGCAAUGCAAUUUUCUUUGAUAAGAGACACCUCAAAAAGCACCUGCAAGAACACUUCAAGAACUUCACCUGUGAAUACUGUGGAGAUAAUUUUGUCAAGAGAAAAGUCCUGAUGAAUCACAUUAAAUCCCACACAAAUCAUACAGUUGAAUGUGUCAUAUGCCCUCUAUGUGGGAUUACUUUUGACAAAAUGUGCCGAUUGCAGUAUCACAUGGAGGAAAUGCAUCAAGAAUGCGAAUUUUUUGUCCAGGAAGUCCAACAGGAAAUGUAA
Molecule: messenger RNA, 1644 nt
Organism: Phlebotomus papatasi
Lineage: Eukaryota; Metazoa; Arthropoda; Insecta; Diptera; Psychodidae
Product: zinc finger protein 510-like
Exons: 1
Coding region: 1-1644 (547 amino acids)
Biological process (GO): regulation of transcription by RNA polymerase II
Cellular component (GO): nucleus
Molecular function (GO): RNA polymerase II transcription regulatory region sequence-specific DNA binding; DNA-binding transcription factor activity, RNA polymerase II-specific
Source: RefSeq, a predicted model, not a curated record